Messenger RNA from Drosophila serrata, 738 nucleotides. RefSeq lists its product as uncharacterized. The record is from RefSeq and is a predicted model, not a curated record. NCBI's taxonomy places the organism in Eukaryota, Metazoa, Arthropoda, Insecta, Diptera, Drosophilidae.
ACCUCACAGUUCUCAAAGUAUUCAUUUCACACAGUUGUUCAAACCAAACCAGGCGUCUCACCCAUAUUUAUUCCAUUUGGCUUCAAAAAAAAUCAAAAAAAAGAAAGAUAGAAAACAACUCAAAAAGCAAACAACAAUAUACAAAACUACAAAACAGACAAAAAGUAUCAUUAUGAAUUAAUACAAAUGUUUUUAUUCUACAGUUACAUAAAAUUGGAUUUGAAUUCGGGAUCAAGUUUUACAUUUUUGGAUACAGACCAUGGCGCCGCGGUAUAAGGUGCGAGUGCUGGCGCAACCGCGACGCCUGGCCCCGAACAUAAUGCUCACCAUUGUCCAGAUCCUGGAGGAUGCACGCCAGCCCCUGAGAGAGGACGAGCUGGUGGGCACUCUGAGGCAACACUAUCAUCGUCUUGACCCGGAUUUCCAGCGUCAGGUGCGACUCAAUCUACGCGAUGGCAUCUCCUAUGGCAUCCUUAGACGAACCAAGGAUUUAAUUGAACUUCGUACACACAGACUUGGCGAGCUGAUGGCCACGUUAUCGCCAUAAUCUUUUCAUUAUACAGAGUUUUCAGUUUUUUUUUGUUUGUUAACGAUUAUGGGCGCAAACGCGGCCGCCUCGCAAGUGAUUUUUUUUAAAAGCCAAAUGGAUAUUACAAGGACAUAUUAAUUAUGGAAUACAUGCUAUGCUGCUGUCAUGUCAACCCCUCCUGUAUCGUGCAUAAAUAUUGUUAAUUUAUA